AUGGCCAACAACCAGCGACGCGUUUCUCCGCUUUGCGUGCUCCUCAUCUGCGCCCUCGCCUCCGCAACCGUCGUCGUCUACACCGUCUUUCCGGCCUCGCUGAGCCCAUGCGCCUACUCUCUGUCAAGGACGCUGCUCGCAGUCACUGGCCUCGACUCGUACGCCGCCUUCUGCACCGACGAAGCCACCACGCCGGAAUUGCUGUCCGACGGCGGAGGCCGCGCCGAAACUCUCGGCGGCGGGCCUAUUGUCACCGAGCUCCUGCAGUGCGGCAGGCCGAAGCUCCCGGCGAAGGCGAUCCCUCCCUACCAAUGCUGCCCGCCGGUGUCCGCGUCCGAACCAGUGAAGUUCACGCUCCCGGACGCGAGCGAGCCGCUCCGGACGCGGCGGCCGGCGCACGCGGCGGGCGCCGACCACAUGGCCAAGUACGAGCGCGCGGUCGCGCUGAUGAAGGCGCUGCCGCGGAGCGACCCGCGUAGCUUCUACCAGCAGGCCAACGUCCACUGCGCCUACUGCACCGGCGCGUACCGGCAGGUCGGCCACCCGGAGCUGGCCGUCCAGAUACACUUCUCCUGGUUCUUCUUCCCAUUCCACCGCGCCUACCUCUACUUCUUCGAGCGCAUCGCCGGGAAGCUGCUCGGAGAUCCCGGGUUCGCGUUGCCGUUCUGGAGCUGGGACGUGCCGGAGGGGAUGCGGAUGCCGCUGGCGUUCGCCAACGUGUCGUCGCCGCUCUACGAUCCAUUGCGGAACCCGAGGCACGCGCCGCCUAAGCUUGUGGACCUCGACUUCAGCAAGCUAGGGGAGAAGAACUUGACCGACGAGCAGCAGAUACAGCACAACCUCAGGAUCAUGUACAAGCAGAUGAUAAGCAAUGCUCCAUUAGCCUCCUUGUUCUAUGGCCAGCCAUUCCGUGCUGGUCAGGCGGACAAGCCAGGGGCCGGAACAGUGGAGAUCUACCCGCACAACACGAUGCAUACAUGGACCGGCGACAUAUCCCUGCACAACGUGGAGAACAUGGGCGUCUACUACUCCGCGGGCCGUGACCCGAUCUUCUACCCGUAUCACAGCAACAUCGACCGCCUCUGGGAGAUCUGGCGCGACACCACCACUGUGAGCGGCAGGCAUGGCCACGCUGCCACCGUCUUCACGGACCCUGACUGGCUCGACUCUUCCUUUCUCUUCUACGACGAGGAGGCCCGCCUCGUGCGCAUCACCGUCCGUGAUGUGCUCGACAUCGACCGGCUUCGUUAUGCGUACGACGACGACGGAGCUGGCACGCCAUGGCUCGACGCACGGCCUCCCCCUACCCCUGAUGUGAAUCGCGAAAGGAGAGGUGAGCUGCCGGAGUCCGUCAGGUUUCCGGUGCUCCUGAAUGCGACGGUAACAACGCCAGUAAGACGCCCAUCGGUGCUGCGAAGGGUGACGGAGAAUGUAGAUCUGGAGGAGGUUCUGGUGGUGGACGGCAUCGUGACCGAUGGCACGAGCACCGUCAAGUUCGACGUGUUCGUCAAUGCUAGGGAGCAUGAGAAGGUUGAGCUAGGCGGGCGGGAGAUGGCCGGUAGCUUUGUGUGCCUGAAGCACCACAUGAACGAUGGUGAAAAUGGAGAGGGGGUUGAGACCACAAUGAGGCUGGCACUAAGCGAGAUCUUGAAGGAUCUUGGUGCCGAGGAAGACGAGAGUGUUGCUGUGACGUUGGUUCCAAGGUAUGGAAAUGUUAGAAUUGGAGGCCUGAGAAUUGAAUACAUCGUGGGGGAGUAAGAUCACAACAUGAGAAGAAUUUUAUAGCUGCACAUAAAAAGUAUGGUAACCUGAGGUACAUUGUAACUUGAGAUACUAAAAAUUUAUAUUAAAAUUCUUGUUACAUCAAGGUAU
Molecule: messenger RNA, 1872 nt
Organism: Oryza brachyantha (malo sina)
Lineage: Eukaryota; Viridiplantae; Streptophyta; Magnoliopsida; Poales; Poaceae
Product: polyphenol oxidase, chloroplastic-like
Exons: 2
Coding region: 1-1758 (585 amino acids)
Biological process (GO): pigment biosynthetic process
Molecular function (GO): catechol oxidase activity
Source: RefSeq, a predicted model, not a curated record